GGCAACUUUGUUCCCCAACACCAACGGAACCCGCCAUCCCAAUUAUUUCGAAGUCCAACCACCAGCCUCGGCUGAUCUCUCCGGGCCUGCUCUUAUCGAAGGCCACCACUUUCAAGCUUUUUAAGUUCCAGGAAUUCACCCUUGUCUUGCCUGUGCUUAAGUGUCCCAUUCUCCCACCCCCAUGAAUUCCUGGAGAAAAGGACUGGAGCUCAGUAACAUUUAUCACGUAGGUUGUUAAAAAGCAGCAGCGGCUUAUGGGCAGUGUUACAGACAGAAUUGUGAAAUCUUCCCCGGGGCUUCUCCCGAGCCAGGACGAAUUCUCAUCCAGCUGGAUCCGGAUGCUUUACCGCCUCGUAGUGCUCUGCGGGUUUCUGCCCGCAUCCUCACGAAGCCUCCAGCUGCCUCUCCCGGCGCGCUCUAACGUGCAAUGGACGAAGGAGACGAGCAGCGCAGUUCUUUCCGCUGCCGGACCAAACGGCCAACUUCACGACCCCUCCUGGCCGCACGCAUUCUGCAGGAGAGGUGGCGCCGGCUUACCAGGGACCGCGGGGACCCCGCAUCCUGGACCCGCUGCGGCCUGAGCUCUCAGGAAAAGGGAAGGGUGCAGGCGCCCGAGAAACGUGGGCCCGGAGGACCGCGAAUGUUUUCUUAGUAUAGAGCCCCUCGCAUGACGCCACCAGGAACCUAAGGCUGCCUCCCCGCCGCCGGACCCACAGGUGCCCCUCCCUGCCCUGGCCUCGGUUCGCCCGGCCUCCCUCCCUCCUUCCCUCCCGUGCUCCUCUCGGAACAAACAGCCUGCAGUUCCCGCAGCUGCAGCGGGAGCCGCGAAACGCGCGCCGGGAGCGAGCCCCGGAGGGGGCGGGCGGCGCGGGCCGGAGCGGGGCCCGGGCGGGACUCGGGAGCUGGCGCCGCUCCCCGCGCGCUCGGGCGCCGGGCCUCUCCGCGCUGCCUUCCUGCGCCCUCCCUCCGGGGGGGGGAGGGCGGGGGCGCAGGGCGAGGCUCGGGCCCCUCGGCGGCACCCCCUCCCCGGGCAGGCGCGGGCGGAGCCCAGCCCGCCUCAGCCGGCCGCGGCGGGAGCGGCUCGGCGCGGCGCCGCGGGCAGCGAGCUCUGCAUUCGAACCUCCCUCGCAAAGACAGUCUCCGCCCCACAAUGCACCGCGGCGGGCAGCCUUUGAAAAAGCGGCGCGGCUCGUUCAAGAUGGCGGAGCUCGACCAGUUGCCUGACGAGAGCUCUUCAGCAAAAGCCCUUGUCAGUUUAAAAGAGGGAAGUUUAUCUAACACAUGGAAUGAAAAGUACAGUUCUUUACAAAAAACGCCUGUUUGGAAAGGCAGGAAUACAGGCCCUGCUAUGGAAAUGCCUUUCAGAAACUCAAAAAGAAGUCGACUCUUUUCUGAUGAAGAUGACAGACAAAUAAAUACAAGGUCACCUAAAAGAAACCAGAGGGUUGCAAUGGUUCCACAGAAAUUUACAGCGACAAUGUCAACACCAGAUAAGAAAGCAUCACAGAAGAUUGGUUUCCGAUUACGUAACCUCCUCAAGCUUCCCAAAGCUCAUAAAUGGUGCAUAUAUGAGUGGUUCUAUUCAAAUAUAGAUAAGUAUGUAUCAUGGCUUGUAUCAUGGCUAUUACUUGGACUAGAACUUUGUUUUGUGAGAUCCUUCCCCUCCCCACACCCUCCCAGUUUUAGGAAAUUAAAGGUAAUAUGCUUGCAAGAGAAAGAAUUUCUAAGAACCAUUAUUAAAUACAGUGCUCAAAAAAAUGAGGAUGAAAAAGGGAACAGUGAAAUGGACGGUCAGAAUUUAAAUUUUUGUAUAGGACAGUUAUUAGUUUAUGUGAUUUUUAUAAUUUAUUCUAGAUGUUCUUCUGCAUUUUUUGAGGAAGAGAGAUCAGCAUUAAAACAGAAACGGCAGAAAAUAAGACUCUUACAACAAAGGAAAGUUGCAGAUGUUUCACAAUUUAAAGAUCUCCCAGAUGAAAUUCCUUUGCCUCUAGUUAUCGGAACCAAAGUUACAGCACGAUUACGUGGUGUUCAUGAUGGCUUGUUCACUGGACAAAUAGAUGCUGUGGAUACUCUGAAUGCUACGUAUAGAGUCACCUUUGAUAGGGCCGGCCUUGGAACCCAUACCAUACCUGACUAUGAAGUUCUUAGUAAUGAACCUCAUGAGACAAUGCCAAUUGCUGCCUUUGGACAAAAACAGCGGCCUUCUCGAUUUCUUAUGACCCCACCACGGUUACAUUAUACUCCUCCCCUCCAGUCACCAGUUACGGAUAAUGAUCCUUUAUUAGGACAGUCACCCUGGAGAAGUAAAAUAUCUGGUUCUGACACUGAAACACUGGGUGGUUUUCCAGUAGAAUUCCUUAUCCAAGUGACUAAAUUAUCAAAAAUUCUCAUGAUUAAAAAGGAACAUAUCAAGAAAUUAAGGGAAAUGAACACAGAAGCAGAAAAACUGAAAUCAUAUUCCAUGCCCAUUGGCAUUGAAUUUCAGCGGAGAUAUGCAACAAUUGUUCUAGAACUUGAACAGCUGAAUAAGGACUUAAACAAAGUUUUGCAUAAAGUUCAACAGUACUGCUAUGAGCUUGCUCCAGACCAGGGCCUCCAGCCUGCAGAUCAGCCGACAGACAUGAGACGCAGGUGCGAGGAAGAAGCACAAGAAAUUGUUCGGCAUGCAAAUUCUUCAACAGGACAGCCCUGUGUGGAAAAUAAAAAUCUAACAGACUUAAUUUCCAGGCUUACUGCUAUUUUAUUGCAAAUUAAGUGUCUAGCGGAAGGAGGAGACCUGAAUUCCUUUGAAUUCAAAUCACUUACAGAUUCAUUAAAUGAUAUCAAGAGUACAAUCGAUGCUUCUAAUAUCAGUUGCUUUCAGAAUAAUGUAGAAAUCCAUGUUGCACAUAUUCAGAGUGGCUUGAGCCAGAUGGGAAACUUACAUGCCUUUGCAGCAAAUAACACCAACAGAGACUGAAUGCAAGAUGAAUUAUUCCAACUGCGUAGGACAUUGUUUCUGAGAAGUUCUUCUCCUUUGUAUAGGCUUCCAACACCAAAUAAUCUAACUGCUGGAGAACAAGGGGGACUUCAGUCUCCAAUAAGUCCUUUCAAUGUACUGUACUGCUUAAACCAGCAUUGCUAGCCAGACUAUAUUAAUUUAUCUUUUAUUACUCAGAUACAGUAGCAUUGCUUAUGUUACAUAUGUUUAUUAGCAAGUAUUUUUAAACUGAAAAUGUCUGAACAUAAUAUAAUUUUAUGGAAGAAAAUGACCAUUUUUUUUAAUGUGCAUGAAUUCAACCCAACACAUGCAGGCAAUCCUGCAUUGGAGAACAUGAAGAAACCUGGUCUUUAUGUGCAUGUUGGUGGCAAUGUGGAAAUCCCACCUGGAAAACUAACUCCGGCUGAUUUAGUUGCUCACCAUCUCAGUCUUCAGAAGAUAACACCAUGAGGUGUAGGAAGUCCUAGUUUUAAGGAAGCCACUGGAAUAUAGAUGGGACGUAUGAACUUUACAAGAAUAUUGGAUAUAUACUUGGAAUGUGACAUGGUUCUGUAGAUCAUUUUAUAAUAAUAUUUUAAUUUAUCAUAAUUUAUAAAAGAAACUUUUGUUGUUUGUGAAAGAAAAUGAAGGAGCAGGAAAAACCAUUACUGCAUAAUGCUGAUUUCCAGAGUGGAUCUGGCGUGUCUUUUCCCGUUGAUUCAGGGCAAAAAGUGCUAUUGUUAGGAGAUUUAGUAAGAUAUAAAAGACUGAUAACACACUAUUUUCAUAUUUUUUGUUUAUUUGCACAACUUUUAAACCAGAUUACUGGUUAAAAUCCAACAGUACACAAUUUAUAAAGUAAAAAGAUUUUAUAAGGAAAACAAAUAUAAUAACCAGUGCUGUGAAAUGCAGAAGAGAGGUUUGGUUUUGGUUGUUUUGUUUUCUUGUGUGUGUCUUUUUUUUUUUUUUAAAGGAAACCCCUGCCUAAAAUGUUAAUCUUGUAAAAACAUAUGUAUUUGUAAUUUUCUUUGUUUUAAUAUAGAAUAUUAUAAAGUCAAAAAUAUAAAUUGUUUUCAGAUUUGGAGUUUCAGAUAGGGCUGUAGCAGUGGUUUUAAUUCUUUUAGAUGUCUCAUAAAAUGAGACUUUUAUAUAUGUUAAUGUAUGAUAAAACUCAAACAAGAUUAUUUUCCAUUUGAAAUUUUUGUAUAGUUUAAAAAUGCUUCUGUAUUCUUUGUUGGUAUUGUGCCACUGCAGAACUGUAGUGCAGAGUUUAUAUUGAGCUAAGCUGUUAUGUUAACUAAGAAAUGCAUAAAUCUUUUAUUCUUAAUAUUUGUAAUUCUAAAUAAAUUGAUCUAUGAAAA
This is a messenger RNA of Oryctolagus cuniculus (rabbit), 4320 nucleotides long. NCBI's taxonomy places the organism in Eukaryota, Metazoa, Chordata, Mammalia, Lagomorpha, Leporidae. The record is from RefSeq and is a predicted model, not a curated record.